GGAGUAAAAAGGCGGCCCCUGGCAACUACUUUUCUCCAAGAUACGCCGAGACUGAACCCAGCGCCGAAAAGAGUCAGGAGCAGUGGCACCAACCAAAGCCAGUCAGACCUCUUCUGAGUGACAGGCUGCGGGAAUGUGGGCGGAGCCUCAGAGACCGGGUCAGUGAUUGGAACAGGCAACCAUUCCCUGGAUAGGUAGAGAGAUGGGGCGGACGUCAGGCCCUUCUCUGAGAUUGGCUCCUCGCGGAGGAAUACUGGCGCUGUGCCGAAGAUUGGCGGGCGGGAGAUGAACAGGAGGCAUUGAAUUCGAUCAUGAAAGAUCUGGUGGCUCUCCAGAUGGGUCGACGUCACAGGCUGCCUGGCUUUGAGACCACGAAGAACAAAGAUACUGGCCACCCAAAUAGACAGAAAAAACAUAACAGCAGCAGCUCAGCCCACUUGAAUAGCCCCACAAUAACAACGAGCCCGUGUGCAGGGGCCAGUGAAGAAAAGAAAAUUUCGAGUGACGUAAGGAUCAAGUUUGAGCACAGUGGGGAAAGGCGAAUUAUACCAUUUAGCCGCCCUGUGAGAUAUGAAGAUGUGGAACAGAAGGUGAAGACAGCAUUUGGGCAACCUCUAGUUCUCCAUUAUAUGAAUAAUGAGCUCUCCAUCCUGCUGAAAAAUCAAGAUGAUCUUGAUAAAGCAAUUGACCUUUUGGAUAGAAGCUCCAGUAUGAAAAGCCUUAGAAUAUUGCUGCUGUCCCAGGAUAGAAACCAUACCAGUUCUUCCCCCCAUCUUGGAGUGCCCAAGCAGGUCCGGAUCAAAGCUUCCCAGUCUAUGGGAGAUGUAAAUACCAUCUAUCAGCCACCGGAGCCCAGAAACAGGCAUCUCUCUGUCAGCUCCCAGAACCCUGGCCGAAGCUCACCUCCCCCAGGGUAUGUGCCAGAACGUCAACAACGCAUCGCACGACAGGGAUCUUAUACCAGUAUUAACAGUGAAGGGGAAUUUAUUCCAGAGACCAGUGAACAGUGUAUGCUGGAUCCCCUGAGCAGUGCCGAGAACUCUGUGUCAGGAAGUUGCCAGUCCUUGGACAGGUCAGCAGACAGCCCAUCCUUUCGGAAAUCUCGGAUGUCUAGAGCCCAGAGUUUCCCAGAUAACAGACAAGAAUAUUCAGAUCGUGACACUCAGCUCUAUGACAAAGGGGUAAAGGGUGGAACAUAUCCCCGUCGUUAUCAUGUUUCUGUUCAUCACAAGGACUACAAUGAUGGCCGGAGAACAUUUCCCCGGAUAAGGCGUCAUCAAGGGAAUCUGUUCACUUUGGUCCCCUCCAGUCGUUCCCUGAGCACCAAUGGAGAGAACCUGGGCUUGGCAGUGCAAUACCUGGACCCCCGAGGGCGUCUAUGGAGUGCGGACAGCGAAAAUGCCCUCACUGUGCAGGAAAGGAGUGUGCCAACCAAGUCUCCAAGUGCUCCCAUAAACUGGCGUAGGGGGAAGCUCCUGGGUCAAGGUGCCUUUGGCCGAGUCUAUCUGUGCUACGAUGUGGACACUGGACGGGAGCUAGCUUCUAAGCAGGUCCAGUUUGACCCAGACAGCCCUGAAACAAGCAAGGAGGUCAGCGCCCUCGAGUGUGAAAUCCAGCUGCUGAAGAACUUGCAGCAUGAUCGCAUCGUGCAGUACUAUGGCUGUCUCCGUGAUCGCUCUGAGAAGACCCUGACCAUCUUCAUGGAGUACAUGCCAGGGGGCUCAGUGAAAGACCAGCUGAAGGCAUAUGGCGCUUUAACCGAGAGUGUGACCCGUAAAUACACACGGCAGAUCCUGGAAGGCGUCUCCUACCUGCACAGCAACAUGAUUGUGCAUCGAGACAUCAAAGGAGCCAACAUCCUCCGUGACUCUGCUGGGAAUGUGAAGCUUGGGGAUUUUGGGGCCAGCAAACGACUGCAGACCAUCUGUAUGUCAGGGACAGGGAUUCGUUCCGUCACAGGCACACCAUACUGGAUGAGCCCAGAGGUGAUAAGUGGAGAAGGCUACGGAAGGAAAGCAGACGUGUGGAGCUUAGGCUGCACCGUGGUAGAGAUGCUGACAGAGAAGCCUCCAUGGGCAGAGUAUGAAGCAAUGGCAGCCAUUUUCAAAAUUGCCACCCAACCCACCAACCCCCAGCUCCCGUCACAUAUCUCUGAGCAUGGCCGGGACUUUCUGCGACGAAUCUUUGUGGAGGCCCGACAGAGACCUUCGGCUGAGGAGCUGCUUACACACCACUUUGCACAGCUCGUGUACUGAACUCUUACAUCCACGCUGAUGUUGGACCUUGGCUCCCUGGGGGAGGGUCAUAAGAGGGACUUGGUGAAGUUGCUGCUUCUCCCUUCCAAGUCUACAUGCCCCAGAGCUACAGUCCAUCCUUCCUUCUGUCCGUCUGUUACUCCCUUCUUCCUGGGUAGCUGCAGAGUCAGAAGAGGGUGCCUGUGACCCCAGGACUGGGGAAUCCCCCCAUGCCUGUCAGACUGGAGGGAUCCAGGUGUCCCUGUGCUCAGAGAGUGGUGUGAAUAUCUGUAUUGCUCUGGCCUUAGGAGCUCCUUGGGUCUCUUCUCCCUUCCCUCCACCUUCCCUCUGAGCUGCAUUCACUUGCUCUGUGUUUGGCAUCAGAGUUCACGUUGGUGCUGAGGACACACUGGCUUAGAAGGAUGUGAAUAGUGUUAUUUUUAUUCAGAGUGUUAUUUUGUUUCCUCUCCCAAUGUCUGGAGACACCAGAGGACAAAUCCCCUGGCCCACUUGGGCUCUGGCAAAGAACAGUGCCAGGACCCUGGGGUGAAGUCCACUGUUCCUCCAGCCAGUGGGUGGUGGAGGCUGGUGCUGCCCCUGUCCCUAGGAGGGCUCUGUACCAGGUUUGCCAAUCCCACCUCUUUACCAAAGAUGGACACAAUGCUCUGCUGCCUUAUUCAGGGAGAGGGGAUACCUGCCCUGCCCUGCCUUGCCCUGUGACUCGCACCUUUCCACCUCCUUCCCACAGGAUUCAAGAGAAGGAGCUGCUGUAGGGGAGGAGGGGGGGGAUGUGUAGGAGAGAUGGCACAAUUUUUGUCAAUGCAAUUGUUUCUGUUUUACAAGGUGGGGUGGGGUUCUUUCUCAAGUGUUAUACCAUAUCUCUAAAUUUGUGCCCACUCCUGCUUCUUCCCACGUUCACCCAGGGCUGCCAUGAAGCAAAGAUCCAGAGUCUAGGUUGGAAACAGGCGGGAACUAGAAGUUUUGUGCUGCCAGUCUCCACCCCUUCUCAGAGAGUGCAUUUCCUUUUCUGCUUAGGGGCAAGGGGUAGCUCAGUAGGAUCAUGAUAACUUGUUUUCUGAGGUCCCUGAGGGGAGCUUUUUAGCAAAUCUAGGAAGAAUUUAGUUCCAGGAUAAAAAUGGAUAGUGGCCCUGCUGGGAUAGUGCCAUCUCAGCCUGGUGUACAAUAGGGCCCAGGUGCUGCUGCCAUCUGUGCUCAGAACCAUUGGCACCAACAACAUGCCCUACCCGUUUCUAUGAAGUGACCCUUGGCCCUCCUGCUUCUUCCCUGGCCUUGAGGGAGAAGAGUGGGAAUGGAAAGGGAGGAGUAACAUCUCUGAGCGGCUUAAAGCAGCUGUAAAUACCUCAGCCUGGGCCUUGUCCUUUCUUCCCCCCAAAAUGUGCCUAAUGCUAAAGCCCCUCCCUUGACACCCAUGUUCCUUAGAAUUUAUCAUUGAAUGGAAAGGGAAAAAAUGCCAGGUGACAGGGGCUUAUCUCCAGAGAUAGAUGGGGUAUUAGCAGUAGGCGGCUCAGUGCCCAGCCAUGCCUGUCUCCCCCCAGGCACCAUAACAAUCCAAAGCCUUCGUUGUAUGUUGACGAUGCACUUUUAUGAAUGUAGUUUCUAUCGCUCUUUUUAGCCUUUUCACAUCAUGUAAUGUGAGGCCUUGUACUUGUUAAUUUAUAUCUCAGAUCAUAUUUGAUGGUUUUUAUAUAUAGCGAUUCUAGACUGUUACAGGUGACUGUUGCCUCAAGGGAGAGAAGAGAAAACGAAAGCAGCUGGUUUUGCAGAGAAAUUUGCUGGUGGUUUGUGCCAAAUGGUGCCUAUGGGGCCUGGGCCUCUCUCUCUGUUUCCUUCCCUUUCUGCCCACUGGGACUCCUGUCCUGACCUCUGGGGCUAGUAAGAUAUAUGAUGCCUCCCUCCUGUUACCAACAUUGCCACCACUACCACCGCUCCCCCUUGGCUCUGUCCUCACCAAGGCAUGGACUGGGGACCUUCAUCCUGACCAAAGCUACUUUAUGGUAGCUUGGCUUUUCCCUCUCAGCCUUCAUUCCAUAAAGAGCCUCUCACUUGAGGUGAAUUCACUGCAGUGAAUCCUUUGUGUUCCCCUCUCCCUCAAAAAAAAAUCCUUCCUAUCACAUCUCUAGACCUUCAUUCAAACAGUCCUUGGGAGGAAACAGAACUCAGGCACUGGCAUUGGUGAGACGAUUCUGCAUAUUCCAGGUUCAGACUCUCUCUGGGGUUACAUACCAACCCCACAGUACCUACCUGAUAGAAAACUUCAAAAAAAUUUUUAAACAAACCCUGAAACCCUCCUCCCCGCCCCCCCCAAAAAGACCCCAACACAACACUUGAUUUUUGUGCCAAAAACUGUGGAUAUGCUAGCCCAACAGCCUCAGGAUUGAGCUAUUGCUUAAUUUAUUAUUUUUUAUUAAAUUAUCCAGAUCAAAAACUGUGGGGGCAUAGGACUGUUCUGAGCCCUAGGAGUAUCAGGUGCCCUCUGCCCCUUAGCCCUGGCCACUCUGGGCUCUGCCAAAGGGCUGGGCAGCUUCAUUGCAGGGUGCCAUCAUUUUCUCAUCAUUCAAUAAAGCCUUCCUGCUCUGGGCUGCCAGCAGAGGCCCAGGACUGAGGCUGGUUCUUGGUCACCCUCUUGUGCACACAUUAGAGGAGGAGCCAAGUGUCUGAAUGUGGAUUGUGCAGAAGAACUUGCAGCCAUAGUUUAUUUUGACUAUAUCCCGACUGAGGGCUUGCAGUGCAAAGCCAGGCCAGUGUAGCGCGUUACUUACAAUAAAAGGAUCAUUUAUACAA
Molecule: messenger RNA, 5036 nt
Organism: Vombatus ursinus (common wombat)
Lineage: Eukaryota; Metazoa; Chordata; Mammalia; Diprotodontia; Vombatidae
Gene: MAP3K3
Product: mitogen-activated protein kinase kinase kinase 3
Exons: 17
Coding region: 312-2255 (647 amino acids)
Biological process (GO): protein phosphorylation
Molecular function (GO): protein binding; ATP binding; protein kinase activity
Source: RefSeq, a predicted model, not a curated record